CGGAAGUGAUACAUGUACGUGUGUGGUGAUAGUCUCUCUCAACAUUUCCUCAGGAAAACAACGUUCUUUAUAAGACCGGGAAUCAUAUGAUGGCGUUUUGUGUUACUCUUUGUAUUGUUCUGGUUUAUUCUGCACCAGGCACGACACACAUUAUUCCCAGCACCGACGAACCAACAGUCCGUAGUACCACCACAAGAGGAAACAUGUCAACAAUACCAAGUAAAACAGAGGGAGUGACGUUUCUAUCAAAGUUUCCAGUACCAACAAGCAGGACUACGAUAACCUCAACUAACAUCAAUACAGACACUUCAGGAAAGUCCAGGAUGACCGACUGUCGGCUGCCAGGAGUGUUAUACAGAGGAUACAGAAACAUAACAGAAUCCGGACGAUCGUGUCAAAAGUGGCAGACACAGACUCCACAUGCGCACAACUAUGAUGUUUUUAGACUCGCACAAGAGAACUACUGCAGAAACUUUGAUAGAGAAGAGCCAUGGUGUUUUACCAAUGACCCAAAUGUUCGUUGGGAACUGUGUGGAGUGAAAGUUUGUGACACGCCUUGCCUCAACCAGUCCUACUAUAACACAGAGAUCAUAUCCAGCUGUCUGUCUGAUACACCCACUGAUACAGACUACUGCAAAUACAUGUGGGGCCUCGUGAAGUGUCUAAAGAACCGUGUCGAGAAUUCCUCUGGUGUUCAAUGUCCUCAGAUUCAGUUAAGGUCAAUUGCUCUACGAUUUAGGAACACGAUAGAAAUGUUGACAAGGAAAUCUAUUUCCGAAUGCACCAUGUCCCCAUGCACUGACCCUAGACUGACCAAUGUUUUCGGUCUGGUAGAAUAUGUAAACCCGUGUAAUCAGCGAACCCCAGUGGAGAAAUCAACGCCAGAUACAUUAUGCCUAAACGUACAGCGAGUUAGCCAUUGUGUGAUAUCACUGGUAAAUGAUGAAUCCAACUCAACCUGUCUAGUCGAGGAUAAGAUUUAUCUUGCUCAAAAGUUUGUUCCUCUAGUUCCUCGUGAAUAUACUGCCUAUAUCAGUGUUUGUAUAUCGAAAUUCUUAUCCGAAUUUCCUCAGCCAGUGGAAAAUACAACAGUUCUUGUAACGAAUACAGUUGCAGAUCAGGCCGUCACAACGUCCACAGACCAUACUGUUGUCAUUUUAUCUGUCGGGCUUGUCCUAGCUUUGAUUACCAUCAUUUUCAUUGGCGUCGGGUUAAUUAAAAUGAGAGCCAACAACGUACGGAAGACUGCAAGACGAUUGCCAAGUAUUCCAAAGAAAGGAGAGCAUCCAUAUGAAUUCAACUUGCACUAUCCCAAGGACUCUGACUACUUUGAUCCGGAUUAUCAGACCGUAGAGGAAAUCAACGACGGAUAUCAACAUCUAAUAGGUUAUACAAAAGACAUUGGAGAUGACAGUGGGAUGAAUUGUGAUGACAGAGGAUCGUAUGUACAACCCAAUGAGGUGCAUGUAGGGGCUACAAUUACAGAUGAAGAUGAAAAUGAUAAGCAUCAUUCUUAUUUACAAAUCUUAGAAUGUCCAGAAAAAAUGCCAUUCACAAACAACGAAUGUACAAACAUUACUGAAUUAGCGUCGACAAAAUGCGAUAACGAAAUGACAACUGAGCAGGAGAGAACGAGAGCGUCGGUGGUUAGUCGUGAAGUGUCUGAUAUAAAUCAACAAGAAACAGCGACUCUCGCCACUGAUAACAACCACAAAGAACAUUGCGACAAUGAAAAUUUGUGAUAUUGGAAUUGUAACAAAAGAAACCACUGCUAACACAUUCUCAUUGUAACAUGAAAGGUGAAGAUAACGAACACUGAUCAAUCUCAUAACUCCAAUAUAGGCGAAGAUAACGAACAGUGAUCAAUCUCAUAACUCCUAUAUAGGUGCAGAUAACGAACAGUGAUCAAUCUCAUAACUCGUAUAAAGGUGAAGAUAACGAACAGUGAUCAAUCUCAUAACUCCUAUAAAGGUGAAGAUAACAAACAGUGAUCAAUCUCAUAACUCCUAUAUAGGCGAAGAUAACGAACAGUGAUCAAUCUCAUAACUCCUAUAUAGGUGAAGAUAACGAACAGUGGUCAAUCUCAUAACUCCUAUAAAGGUGAAGAUAACAAACAGUGAUCAAUCUCAUAACUCCUAUAAAGGCGAAGAUAACGAACAGUGAUCAAUGUCAUAACUCCUAUAUAGGUGAAGAUAACGAACAGUGAUCAAUCUCAUAACUCCUAUAUAAGUGAAGAUAACGAACAGUGAUCAAUCUCAUAACUCUUAUAAGCAAUACAAAAUAGAGAGUUGAACAAACACGGACCCCAGAAUGUACCAGAGGAAGGAUAAUGUACCUAGGAGGAGUAAACAUCCCCUGUCGACCGGUCACAACCGCCACGAGCCUUAUAUCUUUAUCAGGUAAUCGGAGUUAUCCGCAGACAAAAUCAUUGUGCCAAGAACGACCUAUAAAUCGGUUUCAACAUCACACCACCGUACGUGCAAAACAUAGUUGUAUAGGUUUUCCGUUCCUAUGUUUUCAAUUUUUUUAGUCUUUUUUUUAAUUUAGUUAAUUAAAAUCUAUGAAACAUUCAAACUUUCUUACCUGCAAUAAUCGACAUUUUUUGUGUCACUGACAGACACUGUUUAGACAUGUGUUGGUUAUAUAGGAUUGGAUAAGGCAUGGUGUGUCCAAGUCAAAAUUGACAAAACAUGUUGAGCAAGUAAGUAAAUCGUUUGUUAUAGCGACAUGUGCAUUUUUCAUAAUACUGUACAUAAUCUUCUAUAAUAUACGGCUGACCUAUAAGUCACUUUUAUAUUUCAUUUAAUAUGUACAUACGCAGUGAAUAUUAGAUUAUUUGUACAAAUGCUGUUUUCUUGUUUUACACAAUACAUUAAGAAGUUUG
Ostrea edulis (European flat oyster) is the source of this 2884-nucleotide messenger RNA. RefSeq lists its product as uncharacterized. The transcript is spliced from 12 exons. The record is from RefSeq and is a predicted model, not a curated record. The coding region runs from base 87 to 1742 and encodes 551 amino acids. Gene Ontology annotation, molecular function: signaling receptor binding; endopeptidase activity. NCBI's taxonomy places the organism in Eukaryota, Metazoa, Mollusca, Bivalvia, Ostreida, Ostreidae.